AUGGCUGGUGGUAAGAGGCGGAGGAUUUGAGGAUGGAGACAUAAAUAAUAAUCUGUAAUAACUGUCAUGCAUACCACCCCAUGGCAGUAUAUAAGUGGGCCGCAGGAGAAGGGACAGGCCCGGUGAAUGCGUUUCCUUGUCACCCUGAUACGAGCUAGUUCAUGUGACGUCAGCUAAAUGCAAGAGACAGUGAUCUCGCGCUGAUGAGGAAGUCCGCUUCCAAAAUGUGACAGAGCAGUCACGCUGCUAUCUCGGAAUAGGCUACAUCUGCCGUCGCUUUACAAAAAGGUAAACUUCAACAUUGACUAUCAGAUUCUCAGAGGUGCUGAAUAGGAAUGAACUCACUGCUUUUUGUCUUUUUCUUUUCCCUAACGACCUCUGUAAUGUCCUGCUAAUUUUGUAUGUACUAGUUAAUGAGCAUUAAUCUGGUACCCCUGGACGCUAUUGUUCCAGGGAUGCCCAUUUGAAUGCAAAUGAGUGACAUUGUAAUACCAAGGUGCUUAUUAAACUGAUGUGUGUCCUGUCUUUUCUGGAAUUCAGGAGGCGAGGACAGGGCGGCUGGUCGGCUGCUGCUCACACCAAGUUCGGUACACAAAAUGGCAAGUUCUCUCCCUUUUGGAACGGUGAUGUCUUGCCCACGACUCGACAGCGGUAGGAAUGGAGCGUCUGCCGCCCCAAAGCCGCUGGCCUUCUCCAUUGACCGGAUCAUGUCCAAGACCUCGGAACCAAAAGGCAAUUUGGAUGAGCGGCGAGGAGUGGAGUCUUCGGGGGGAAAGAAGAUGCUCGGUUUCUGCUCACCUAUACCGUGCAUGAUCCCCCUGCAACCUUUUAGCUAUGACUUACAAGCCAAGGCGCUGAUGAACUACUCCGAAUUUUGGAAAUCUAAUUUCAGAGGAACGCUAUGCACUUCUGCCGCGAUGUGCAAAGCCAACUGCGGAAUGUGUUGCAAAACGGACUCGGGGUUGAAGCACUCUUUAUUACCCGGGAGCAGGGUGAUUAAACCCCAGGUCAUCCAUCAGGCGGUGGCGAUGCCCACCAACGGCUCUUUUUACUAUUUCAACUACCUGGACUCUGCUUAUCACCAUUCUGAGCUGCUAACCGGACACUUGUUUUCCUCUGCCCUGGCCAACUCUCAAGCCCAGGCUUCUCUCAGUGCGCACCAGAAACUGCUACUGCUGGAGAAUGCCAAACUCGCUAGCGCUUCGGCGGAGAAGUUUCCGACACCUCAGUACCCACACAAGGAGCAUCUCCCUGGCCAGCUCGACCAGAUAGUGAAAGAGAACCACAGCCUGAGCGCGGAGAAAAAUGGAGUGAAAGCGCAUAGCAAGCUCAACAACAGCUCCAUGGACGGAAAACCUAAAAACUUCACCUGCGAAGUGUGUGGAAAGGUAAAUUAUUUUUCAUUCAGUAAAACGAAUCGUAAAAAAUAAUAAUGAUACAAUUGUUAUUGUUAUUUGAUUUGCAAAUCACUUCCAUUUUCUCUAAACAAAAACAUAUAGGCCUGGACAAUUACUCAUUUUUUAACUUAUUUUAGAUGUUUUGUGUGCAAGAAUAGGCGUACCCCAUUUAUUUGGAAAUUAAAUUGAAGCUGAAUUGCUAAUUUCACAUGAUCAAAACACCUCACAAAUGAAAACAAGAAAAGUAAAAACGAGAUUGUUUAUUUUCUUCUGCAGGUGUUCAAUGCUCAUUAUAAUUUGACACGACACAUGCCAGUGCACACAGGCGCGAGGCCGUUCGUGUGUAAAGUGUGCGGAAAAGGAUUCCGUCAGGCCAGUACAUUGUGCAGACACAAAAUCAUCCACACACAGGUGAGACAUAUCACAUUUCACUCGUUUAUAACUCUAUUAAUUAUAUAUGACUGUAUUAUAAACUCCCUCAUGAUUGCUUACAAAUAAUAGCCUAAUAUUUAUUUUUCUUCAUUCUUUAUCAGGAAAAGCCUCAUAAAUGCAACCAGUGUGGCAAGGCGUUCAACAGGAGUUCAACGCUGAACACUCACAUACGAAUCCAUGCCGGGUACAAACCAUUCGUCUGCGAAUUCUGUGGGAAGGGAUUUCAUCAGAAAGGUAAUUAUUCACAAUUAAAAGCCUUUUCAAAAUAUUAAUCAUAUGUCCUCUUAUGCAUAUUUGUACACAAACACGCAAUAAGGGGGGGGGGGGGGGUAUGGCCUAUGUUUUGAGAUUAAGAUAACACCGAUCAUAUGAUUUUCAGACUGCAUUAUGAAUUAAAUUAAUAUUCUAGACACAUAUUCAUUAAAUAGCAUACUGUAAGUAAUUGUAUGACAAUAGCGAUGAUGGUUGUGAUUUUAUAUCGCAGUUAUAACCCAAUGAUAAUAAGAUUAGGUCCAAAAGUAACAGCAAAGGUACACAAUUAUUAUUUAGAAGCCUAUUGGUAAAAAUGGAUUCCCAGUGCAGCGCUCUGAUGAUCCAGAAGCAUCAAUCUAAAUAGGACAUGUCACUUUACACUAACUAACUCUCCAUACAAUACGCUUAAAUUCGCCAUGGGUCAAGAGACAGACCUUUCCCAGGUUUAUAAUCCGACAGUUUUCAGUUGUUGUUGCGUUUGAUUUUGACAAAGUUUGACAACUUCUUGACUUCGACAUGCAAAGCGCUGAUUAAUGAAGGCUGUAGAAUGGAGCGCCUUUGUGGAGAGUAACUUAAUGAUGAACUAUGGACCUUGAGGAGAAAAAAGGAACUCAGUUUGUGUUCCCUUUCGUGUAUGCUGUUCAUUUUAUUCGCGAUGUUCAUUUUUAGUCAUUGAAUUUUUCAAUUUCAGGAAAUUACAAGAACCACAAGCUGACGCACAGCGGAGAGAAACAGUACAAGUGUUCUAUCUGUAACAAGGCCUUCCAUCAGGUCUACAACCUAACCUUCCACAUGCACACGCACAACGACAAAAAGCCCUUCACGUGCGGAACCUGCGGGAAAGGCUUCUGCAGAAACUUUGACCUGAAAAAACACAUAAGGAAGUUACACGACAAUAAUUCAUGUAGGCCUAUAUCUGCAGCGACCGAUUCUUCCAGGGGACCCGAAAGCUGAGUUUUUCAUUUGAUUUGGAAAGUCUCCUUUACACUUAAAUUGACAGUUUAUUAUGACUGCACUAGUGCACAUUUCUAUGAUUUUUUUCUCUCCAGUUUUUAGUUAUCAAAAAUUGUUAAAAGAAGGAAAACUAUAAAGCAUAAAAAACAUUGAGACACUUGAUAGCCUGAUUAAAUACCAUUUUGUGUUUGAGGGUUUUUAUUAUUCGUUUUUUUUUUUUUUAUAAUAAUGAGGAUGAGAAUUUUGCACUGUUGCAUUGCAGUAAAUCUGACCCUGAAUGGAUUAAUGUUAUAAACAUUUAUGAAGGAAAUCAUGACUAUUUGCUCAACCCAUGGGGACAUUCAGGAGUACAUAGUUUUUCUUUUCCCAUUGCAUAACGUGUGAAAAUCGAAUUGUAAAUAAUAUGAAAAUAAAAUAUUAUUUAAAAGUGUUUUACCGUGGGCGCAUUUUUAUAAAUUGCAAUGUAAAUGUAAAUUAUAAAUUGCAAUGUAAAUGUAAAAUUGAAUGUUUAA
Molecule: messenger RNA, 3547 nt
Organism: Coregonus sp. 'balchen'
Lineage: Eukaryota; Metazoa; Chordata; Actinopteri; Salmoniformes; Salmonidae
Source: the annotation of a GenBank genome assembly